AAACUAAAAACUGAUCAUAGUUCUGAUUUCCUUCCCCACAGCCUGUUAUUAUCGUUUCUGGGUAAAACUUGUACAAAUAAGCACUACCCCACUCUCACUAUGAAUACUAAAUAGUCUAUAUUUAUGGCUUUAAUCUCCACUAGUAGUACAAAUCUUGCACCAACUCUUUCUCGAUCUCAUCGUUGUCCCCAUUUAUCUACAACUUCUUGUGCUCCGUCUUCGUUUUCCAUUCUUGUGUGCCAACCCUUUGUUUCUACCCCCAUUUUAAGCAGACCCACCAAGAAAAAAGUUGAAAAAGCUGGGGCAAUUAUGUUUAGUGAUAGUCCCUUAGCUGCAGAUUUGUGUGCCACGGCGAUUUCAGGGGUGGUUGCUGUUUCUGUUCUUAAGCUAUGGGAAGAGACUGCGAAGCGAGGCGUUUUUGAUCAGAAACUAAAUAGGAAGCUGGUGCAUAUAAGCAUUGGGUUAGUGUUCAUGCUCUGCUGGCCACUGUUUAGUUCCGGUCAUCAAGGAGCACUAUUUGCAGCUCUUAUUCCUGGGUUGAAUAUCAUUAAAAUGCUUCUUAUGGGACUUGGUAUAUUGAAAGAUGAGGCCACGGUCAAAUCGAUGAGCAGAUUUGGAGACUACAGGGAACUUCUAAAGGGACCGCUAUACUAUGCUGCGACAAUUACUUUAGCUUGUGCUGUUUAUUGGAGAGGUUCCCCUAUCGCAAUUGCAGCGAUUUGCAACCUCUGCGCUGGAGAUGGAUUAGCUGACAUCAUUGGAAGGAGGUUUGGAAGCCAAAAGCUCCCACACAACAGCAAUAAAUCUCUUGCUGGUAGUGUUGCAAUGCUAAUCGGGGGUUUCAUCGCAUCUGUUGGGUAUAUGCAUUAUUUCUCCUCGUUUGGAUACCUUGAGGAAACUUGGGGAAUGGUUUUAGGUUUCUUGGUAGUUUCUCUUGCGGCGACACUGGUGGAAUCCCACCCUUUAAGCACUGUGCUGGAUGAUAACCUAACAGUUCCCAUGGCCACUUUAUUGGUGGGAAGUUUCGUUUUGUAGCAUUGUAUCAUUGAUUCACUGUAUCCCUUGUAUGAAUAUGACAUGUGCCACUUUCUUAUGAACAAAAUUCCCCCUUUCCUCUCUUCAA
Messenger RNA from Daucus carota subsp. sativus, 1123 nucleotides. RefSeq names its product probable phytol kinase 3, chloroplastic. Bases 124 to 1035 code for a protein of 303 amino acids. Lineage: Eukaryota; Viridiplantae; Streptophyta; Magnoliopsida; Apiales; Apiaceae. The record is from RefSeq and is a predicted model, not a curated record. Gene Ontology annotation, molecular function: kinase activity. The transcript has 6 exons.